Brassica napus (rape) is the source of this 2886-nucleotide messenger RNA. RefSeq lists its product as uncharacterized. The record is from RefSeq and is a predicted model, not a curated record. NCBI's taxonomy places the organism in Eukaryota, Viridiplantae, Streptophyta, Magnoliopsida, Brassicales, Brassicaceae. The coding region runs from base 578 to 2419 and encodes 613 amino acids. Gene Ontology annotation, molecular function: GTPase activator activity. The transcript is spliced from 13 exons.
ACUUCAACGGCGGGAAAGCUUUCAAGACAGCAGUUUUUCAGGAGAAUGUCUCCUUUCUUUUGCUGGCUCCUUCUCUAUUUUUGCCAUCUCUGUAACCUGAGAGAGACAGAGAUCAUCUUCUUGUCACCUCCAUUCUUUUUUCCCUGGCUGUUUCAUCUUUAUUUCUUCUGUAAGGUUUCUCUCUUCUCUUCUUUUUAGGUUUUGCAAUACCUUAUAGCACAAGGAAAUAAAAAACCUCAAGAUUCUCGUCUUUUAUGUGCGUUUGUAUCCAACAGAGGAAACGAUUAGGAAGAAUUUUGAUUCUGUGUAACGUAAUGAGUUUCCGGAAACAACAAUCUUGCAACUUUUUAUCUCAUAUGAAACUUUUUUUUUUUUGGUGAUCUUCUCAUAUGAAACUUUCAAGAUUGAAACAUGCACCAGAGAAUAACGUUAAAAUUCUUUUGGCUUAAGAUGGUGUUUUUUUUGUUCCUCUGUUCUUUCUCAGGUGAUUUGGUAAUGAUGGCAUUGCUAUUUGAUAGGAUUUCUCAUUUGAGAUAAUUGAUUUUCUUGAUAAGAGUGGGAAAGUUUUUUGCCAACAAUGGGGAGCAAGAUGAAGGAAGACGAGCGAACUGAAAAGGCUAUCAGGAGUUUGCUGAAGCUUCCCGAGAAUCGAAGAUGCAUCAACUGCAACAGUCUGGGUCCACAAUAUGUCUGCUCAACGUUCUGGACUUUUGUCUGCAUCAACUGCAGCGGAAUCCAUCGAGAGUUUACACAUCGUGUGAAAUCUAUAUCAAUGGCCAAGUUCACGGCAGAAGAAGUUAGUGCACUUCGUGCAGGAGGAAACGAGCGAGCCAGGCAAAUUUAUUUUAAAGAAUGGGAUACUCAGCGUGAUGCUUACCCUGAUGCCAGUAACAUUUUCAAGCUCAGAGACUUUAUCAGAAGUGUCUAUGUGGAUAAAAGAUACAGUAGUGAGAGCAAUGACAAGAUCUCACAGCAAAAACCGGCUGUGACUGAUGAUUACAAGGAAAGCAAGAAGGCCAGUGCAAACUUCUUGGGAUCUAGAAGCUUUCACUCUGUUGAUAAACUUGAAAUAAAGAGUGGAAACAGAUCUCUUAAGUAUUAUUUUGAAGGCAAGGAACCUAAACAACAACAACAACAACUUGUUACACAUAACCCAAAGUCUAGAGCCUUACCAAAGAGUCCUAUCCGCUUUGAGAUUGUUGACGAUAGGUACAGAGACGAUGGAAGUGUUAAGAGAUACGAUGCGCGUAGAGAGCCAAGAGGAAGCUCCAAAUCACUAGACCUCUCUAACAACAAGGAAACUUCCGGUUUGCCCAUUGUACGCCAUGCCAGUGAGCUCAUAGGCGAGAAUCAUCCUCGUUUGCGCGUUGAAAAAAUUGUCAAAGUUGAAAAAAAGAAGGAUCCAAUGAGCAAUCAGUUGGCUGCAUCAUCUAGUAAAAUGGAGAGUCCUGGAAGUUUAAUUGAUGAUGUACCUUCUCAAAAGGCCAUUGAGGGUCCAGCUCCUAACUCUUUGGAAGCUUUGUUGUUUGGAUACUCUGAUCCUUCUGAGGACAAUCAUCCUGCAGCUAACCCUGAGACCCAACAGGUGCCAAGAACACAAGACAGUGUUACUUCUUUUGUCACAGCACCUACAAUCUCGCACGCCGGUUCUUUAGAGCUAGCUCUUCUACCUGAUGCUGGUGAUAACUUACGUACAAAAGAUAUGGUUACAACAAGUGCAGCUGAAAAUAACCAGGUGGAUUCAUCUACACCACAUAAGGAACCAUCAGGAACCUCUACGGAACAGUCAACACUAGCUAUCACAAAUUAUGCUUAUGGAGAUCAUCAAGAAGAGACAAAAUCAAACGUAAGAAGUGCACUUCCUGAGGACCUUUUCUCUGGAGGCUUCUCAUUUGCCUCCCCUCAAGUUCAUGCUCAACAUCAUGGCAUGGGAUAUGGCAUGCAAUAUUAUCAAUAUCCUGUGGCUACUGGAGCCUUUCCAUACACGGCAAAACCAUCAUCAAAUCCCUUUGAUGUCAGUUAUGAUGAUACAUGUCCAAACCAAACACCACAAUAUCCUUCAAUGGAAUACACACAAGGAGGAGGCUUGCCUAUUGUGUCAGUUCCAAGAGGUGCUUCGGAUUCAUCAAGCAUGGCUGCAGAUUCGUUUGGACUAAUGAUGGCCUCUCAGUCUCCUUUUUACGCACCAGCUUUGUCUCCAACUUCUCCAUCUCUUGCAUCCAAUCUUCUCCCUGGUGCAUACGCAGGGCAGCAACCACAUGUAAACAUGCCCCCAUCUUUCAGAAGGCAAGAGAUGAAUAGCAUGGGUAAUGCAGAAGCUACUUACAACGGUGCACACUCAUAUCAUCAAGCAAACUUUAAUGGAUAUCCUUCUGCAAACCCAAAUGCUUAUGUUUCUAGAGGAAAUCCCUUUGACUGAGAAAGCGUAACGUCUGAGUUGAUUGGGAGCAUUUUAAUGGAAACUGAAUGAGAUAUAUAACCGUUACGAUUUGACUCACAAAAGCUUGAAUGCUACAAUACUCUUUCAAAACUAUCCGUUAAUUGCUUAUUGGUAAAAUUUAUAUUUAAUGUGGGAAAUUUUUUACUUGUAAUCGUUCAAAAGAUUAUAUAUAUACAGUAUUAUGUAAUUUAUCGAUAAAACUUGUUCCAAUGCUCAUAAUAAUUUAUAACCAUUAAACUAAGAUAACUAAAUAUCACAAAUUCAUAAGAACAAUAUUUUGAUAUAUAGAUUAUAUAAUUAGUAAACGUAAUUUUUGUUGGUUAUGUUGCAUAUAUAUUUUUUUUGUAAAUAAAAAUAAUAAUUUUGAUAGAACCAAGAGAAAUUGCAUGGAACACCAAAAAAAAUCCAAAAUUCACUCGCUAACCAAAAUAACAGUCUUUCACCUC